Messenger RNA from Tachysurus vachellii, 4624 nucleotides. Its product is annotated as kinesin-like protein KIF3C. The transcript has 8 exons. Gene Ontology annotation, biological process: microtubule-based movement. Gene Ontology annotation, molecular function: microtubule motor activity; ATP binding; microtubule binding. The record is from RefSeq and is a predicted model, not a curated record. Bases 261 to 2555 code for a protein of 764 amino acids. NCBI's taxonomy places the organism in Eukaryota, Metazoa, Chordata, Actinopteri, Siluriformes, Bagridae.
GAGAGAAAGAGAGAGAGAAAGAGAGACAGAGAGAGAUUGUGGAUAUGAUAAAGACAGUUCUGCUCGGUUGAAGCCGGUAAUUUCUUUAAUUCUUUAUGAUUUCUUAGUUUAAUUGACGCGUCGCCGCUUGUUUGCUCUGUGCGCACAGAGACGCGAUGCGCUGCGCCCCGGGAGCCGCCACCCUGCUGCAUCCUCUCUAGCGCUCCGACACCUCGCUUUGUCGGCGUCUGAUUUCACUCGGGAGCUCGAGGGAGGAAAAAAUGUCUCUGAAAUCCAAGCAGUGCGAAUCGGUGAAGGUGGUGGUGCGCUGUCGCCCGCUGAACCGCAAAGAAGAGGCGUCCGGUUAUGACAGCAUCGUGGAUAUGGACGUUAAAUUGGGCCAAGUGGCCCUGCGGAAUCCCCGAGCGGCUCCCGGAGAACCGGACAAGACGUUCACCUUCGACGCCGUGUACGACGCAGGAUCCAAGCAGAGCGACCUUUACGAUGAGAGCGUGCGGCCUCUCGUGGACUCGGUGCUGCGCGGCUUUAACGUGACGGUGCUCGCGUAUGGACAGACAGGUACAGGGAAGACGUACACAAUGCAGGGGGAGUGGACGGAGGCCGAGCGGCGAGGCAUCGUGCCCAGCUCCUUCGAGCAUAUCUUCACACACAUCUCACGUUCUCAGAACCAGCAGUACCUGGUGAGAGCGUCAUACCUUGAGAUCUACCAGGAAGAGAUUCGAGAUCUUCUGACCACUGAUCACAGCAAGCGCCUCGAGCUGAAGGAGAGCCCAGAGUCAGGCGUGUAUGUACGAGACCUUUCGUCCUUCGUGGCUAAGAACGUCAAGGAGAUGGAGCACGUGCUGAAUGCAGGUAACCGCACACGAUCUGUAGGUGCAACGGACAUGAACGAGCACAGCUCUCGGUCUCAUGCCAUCUUUAGUGUCACCGUGGAGUGCAGUCAGCCUGGUCCGGAUGGCCGUAACCACAUCCGGGUGGGCAAGCUGAACCUCGUGGACCUGGCUGGAAGCGAGCGUCAGAGCAAGACGGGUGCACGUGGUGAGCGGUUCAAGGAGGCCACUAAAAUCAACCUAUCUCUCUCUGCACUGGGAAACGUCGUAUCGGCGCUGGCUGAUGGCCGCGGCGCUCAUGUGCCAUACCGUGACUCCAAGCUCACACGCCUGCUCCGGGACUCGCUUGGUGGAAAUGCCAAAACCGUAAUGGUGGCCACGCUCGGCCCGGCAGCCUUCAAUUAUGAGGAGACACUGACCACGCUGCGAUAUGCCAACCGUGCCAAGAACAUCAAGAAUGUCCCACGUGUCAACGAGGACCCCAAGGAUGCCCUGCUCCGUGAAUUCCAGCUGGAGAUCGCCCGGCUCAAGGCACAGCUCCACCGACGCGGCAUGCUGAGCUCCAGGAGAAAGAGGAGGCUCAAGAAAAGCAUAGACCAUGAGGUGAAUGAGGAUGAUGAUGGUCAAGAUGAGGAAGAGGAUGAAGAUGAAGAGGAAGGCGAAGAUGAUGACGAUGAGGAGAAGUUGCAGAAGGAGGUGCAGGAGUACAUAAAGGAACAGCAGGAGGUGUUGGAGCAAGAGAAAGAAGCCAUCAUGGACGACCGCUUACUGGUGGCUGAGGAGAAACAGAAGCUCCUGGAAGAGAAGGAGAGGAUGAUGGGACAUCUGAAGAAGGAGCAGGAGGCUUCGGCGCUCCUCACUGCUAAGUUCAAGGCAAUGGAGAGUAAGCUUCUGGUUGGAGGAAAAAACAUCAUCGAUCACACCAAUGAACAGCAAAAGAUGCUGGAAAUAAAACGACAAGAGAUUGCAGAACAGACACGUAAAGAGCGAGAGAUGCAGCAGCAGAUGUUAAUUCAGGACGAGGAGACGGUGGAGCUGAGAGAAACAUUCACAACUCUGCAACAGGAAGUGGAAGCAAAAACCAAAAAACUCAAAAAGCUGUACGCUAAGCUGCAGUCUGUGAAAGCCGAGAUUCAGGACGUGAACGAUGAGCACGUUAGAACCAGACAGGAACUGGAGCAGACGCAGAACGAACUCACAAGAGAACUCAAGUUUAAGUACCUCAUAAUCGAGAACUUCAUCCCUCCGGAGGAGAAGAACAAGAUCAUGAACCGACUGGUGUUUGAUGUCGAUGAAGACCAGUGGAAGUUCCAGCCUCUGGUUCCUGCAGAGGAUAAGUUUACUCAGAUGAAGAGGAGACCCGUCUCUGCCGUGGGCUACAAGCGGCCUAUCAGCCAAUAUGCCAAGGUUGCCAUAGCGAUGGGAGCCAAUUCCAGAUACAGGGCUGAAAACAUCAUGCUUCUGGAACUGGACAUGACUCCGCCCACUCUGUUUCAAAUAGACUUCCCCAAUCUGGGGUCCGAGAUGGAGCCAAGCCGAGACGUGCAGCUUGACAACGCAUCGUUUAGAGAGAAAGUAGCGGCCAGUCGGGUCAGGAAGUCCCAGUCCUGGUGCCAGGCUGCACGACCCAUGCCUUCCUCGAGCUCUGUGCUCUCCCUGUCAUCCUCAGGGUCUAAUGGCUUGGCGCACCCUGUCAGCACCACCAUGGCAACCGUCCACCAAUAAGAUCCCAAGGAGCACAUCUUUGUCCUUUCUUUGAUCCACCAAUGAGGGAUGAGCCACUCAUCCCUCCUCCUUUUUGCAAUGAUGGCCUUGUCCAAGAUGCUUAAAACAUGCUGCAGAGAGGACGGAUUAUAGCACGAUCCUUACAAUCCUUUCUUUAUUUUCAUCUUUUCUUAAAAUACGCUCGCUCAGUUCGACCGGAUGAGAUUGGAUUAAGAUAGAUUAAGUUUUGCUUCCACAUCCAUUAAAUAGAAACCGUCUCCAACAGGAAAUCUGUUAAUCUGUUAAAACAUCAUCAUUUCAUUACGUUUUAAAGCUUGAAGUUUUAAUAUGUUUACUGCUGAAAAUAAUGUCCUAUAUGUUUGUCUGGGAAAUACUUCUGAAGCCGGCCCGGUCGUCUGCCGAAGAGGAAAUAAGAGAAACGACACUUCCUGCGGGACCUACUGUAUAGAAAAUAGCCCGGAAAAGACAGACAGACGGAUGAAGACGAGUGCCAGACGUCUGUCUGUCAUUCCUCGAGCCCUGCUUGCAUGUUGUUUUGUGUGUAACUGUGUUUGUAAUUCUGAUCAGGGUUUACGAAACAGGGUCUGGAUUCCAUUGGCCAAGUCAAAAUGGCUAAUAAGGUGGGUGUGGCCUGUGUGUCAGAAUUAGAAAUGGUAGAAUCGACACUGUUGCGUAGUCGUUUUGGCUGGUACCAAAAACAAAACCGGUUUCUGCCGUGAUAUUAAUAACAGUGACCGAGAGUUGGAAAUUCGGUUAUGUGGUGAUGUCGAUUACGGUGAGGACAGUUUUAAUUUCUACAUCCCAGUUUACACACCCGUUUAAAUGAUUUUAGAUCUAACCGAUUUUGCAUGAGCUAAGUUUCCAUUAAUGACCGUAAUGCAAGAGAUAAAAUUAUCCUAACAAUUUUAACUUAACCAUUAAAAAAGUUUCAUUAACGUUAGCGUAUAGUCGACGUAAAGUUUACACAAGGCUUACAUAAGGCUUAUAUGUUUUGUAAGAGUUACAUAACAUGACUUUACCUUAGUUUAUGUAAGGCUUAUGUAAAAAUUACAUAAUAUUUACUACAGGUUCAUGUUAAGGCUUAUCUAACGUUAAUGAAAAUGACUUAAGGUUUGCAUAAGUUUUACAUAAAGCUCAUGUAUGGUUUAUGUAUGUUUUAUGUAUGGCUUUACGUAACAUCUAUGUCAGUUUUCCCUAAACUUUGCAUAAAGCUUGUGUAAGGUUUAUGAACAUGAUUUGAGAUUUACACAAUGUUUACAUGUAAUGUUUAUGUACGGUUUACGCAAAGUAUGUAAGGUUAUUAUAAUCUUUGUGUAAGGGUUAUGGAUGCCGCAUAAAGUCUGUGUAAGAUUUACACAAGGGUAUGUAAACUUCAUGCAAAGUUUAGGUAACAUUUUUCGUAGGCUUUACAUAAUGAUGUCAUUUCCUGCUGAAAAUAUUCAAAUACUGUUACAUAACUGAGGAAAAUUUGAGAUUUUAUAUAUUGUAUAAAUUGUGUCCAUCUUUGUUUUUUUUGUCUAACUUAUUCGUUGUGUACUUUUGGAAAACCUUUAUGAAGAACCCCUGAGGAACCCAUAAACUCCUGAUGCUCCUGGUUCGAGAUGAGGCAGCAUGGUUUGGUUUAAGAGUCUGCAUGAAGGCAGUAAAACAUUUAGUGAUGGUUUAUUGGAAUUUUUUGGGCUCAGAUUACAUGAAGGUCAAGGAGCUCUGAUGGGUUGAAGAUCCUGUGUGUACAAAAAUGUCUUUCCACCAUUUUAGUUUCUAUGCUGGUUUGCUUAAACCUUUAAAUUACUGUUCAGUGAUAUAUGGAGAAGAGUGCAAGAGACUAAAGCCAGGUGUGUAUACACACACACACACACACACACACACACACACACACACACACACACACACACACAUAAUUAGUUCUCACACUGGACACUUAAACUUUGCUUGGACUCCUAGCCUAAAGUGUCCACGCCUGCCCACCUGACUAACUGUGUAGAUGCAUAAGGACUGUGGAUAUUUGCGUGUGUUCAAAUUAUGACUGUAUGAUAAAACUAUUAAAUAAAAACGGAACAAUCCCCUGA